This is a messenger RNA of Seriola aureovittata, 7462 nucleotides long. It is a transcript of the gene alpk3a, whose product is annotated as alpha-kinase 3a. The record is from RefSeq and is a predicted model, not a curated record. Gene Ontology annotation, molecular function: protein serine/threonine kinase activity; ATP binding. Gene Ontology annotation, cellular component: nucleus. The transcript is spliced from 15 exons. Gene Ontology annotation, biological process: protein phosphorylation; cardiac muscle cell development. Lineage: Eukaryota; Metazoa; Chordata; Actinopteri; Carangiformes; Carangidae. Bases 398 to 5863 code for a protein of 1821 amino acids.
CCAGUAUGAGCACUGAUGAUUUUUAGGAAUAUGUUCUGGUUGAAAUUGUUAGCUUUUAUACUUAAUUCAGUUUAUUUUUUAGACUACUUUGCUAAGUCUAAAGUCUAGUUUGAGAAAAUCUGAUGUGCUCUUGCACCUAUUUGUAGGCCUGCUAUAAAUAGGCCCCUGCUGGCAACACAUGCAUGUCUAUGAUAGGCAGUUACAGAGAUAUUCUUUACCAGCUCUGGCUCCAAAGCAACACUGACAACAUCUCAAUGGGGUUUUUACAUGGAUAACACCAUUAAGUUUGAGCCUUGAACUUUGACAAGCUUUGGACGUGAACACGGAGCCGUAUUACACUGUGGGUUGACACAUUUAUCUUGGAUCUUAAUUACUUUGUGAAUUGCUUCAGUGGACAAUGACUUCCAGAAGGCCAAUGACACGCUCUUUUUCUGGCAAUGGGAGGACAAGCAGCUUCAGUGAAGAGGAGGGCAGCUCUUCCAAUGGCCGCAAUACUUACCUCUCGAAUGUUAGGCCUGAAAACAGCUCAAGGUAUUCUCACUACAGGCCAACGAGGAGCACAUUGUGCAGUGUCAUGGCUCAGCUCACUGAGGACAUACAGCCGUCCUUUGAGACCACCUUGAAAUCAAAGGCAGUCUCAGAAAACUGUAACGUGAAGUUCACCUGUGUGGUGUCAGGUUACCCAGCUCCAGAACUGAAAUGGUAUAAAGAUGAUAUGGAAAUGGAUCGGUACUGUGGACUCCCAAAAUAUGAAAUUGGCCGGAAUGGAAAAACCCACACCCUCCAUAUAUACAACUGCACAUUGGACGAUGCAGCCAUCUAUCAGGCCUCAGCUAGUAAUAGUAAAGGCAUUGUCUCCUGCUCGGGAGUUUUGGAGGUUGGCACCAUGAAUGAGUACAAGAUCCACCAGCGGUUUUUUGCCAAGCUGAAGCAGAAAGCAGAGAAAAAGAAGAAAGACUUGGAGGAGCAGACUAAGAAGGAAGAUAAAACAAACAUUCAGAGAGAGAAACCACAGAAAAGCCCAGAACGUCCUCCAAGGAAGCGGCCUAUCCUACCACCAAAGGAGAAGCCAGUGGUCAAGGAGCCCGAGGUUGGGGAACAAGUGGGAGCUGCUGCAGGACCUAAUGGAGUUAGCUCGGAAGUCAUGGAAACAGAAACUAUCUCAUCCACAAACAGCAGCCCGGAGAAAGAGGUACCUCCAUCUGGGGAAACCUUGGCUAAAAAGAAAAUAAAGAUCUCAAAUGGUGUAGAUGUUGGGGUCUCCAACAGCAAUAGCAGCAGCAGCAGCAGUGGCAGAAGCCAUAUGAUGGGAAAUGGAGGUGAAAACUGUUACGAUGGAGGAAUCAGUUUGGCACAGUUUCUAGCGGAGACUCUCCAGUCUCAGUCAGCUGAGGAGAAACAGAACUCAUCUCGAGUGGAGAAACCUAAAGAGAUGAAUGUACCUGUUGUAAAUGACAGUAAAGAGACAGAGGGGAUGCAGAAAGAGAGGGAAGAACAAGAAAAAGCAACAGAGGAAGAGUAUGAGAGAGAGAAAAGGAGUGACGAGGACUUGGUCAUAGAAAAAGAACGGCUCUCUGAGAUGUGGCAUACAACAGACCACAGUAAACAUGACUCAGAGGUCAAACAUCACAGCAGGGCUCAUAAGGAUCACGACCACCACAACAUCCAGGCUUCCUUCUCCUCUAUGCUCCACACCGUCAAAGACUUCUUCUUUGGUAAGAGUAAGAAGGGCUUUCAUGAUCACAUUGAGGACAGGGAGAGAGAGUUUGACCACGACUCAAUUCAGCCUCCUCAACCGGAAACGCCGCCGUCAUUUCGGCUCCAACAGGAGUGUAAUCCAGAUGUGUACAAGCCUCUAACAGAAGAUGUUGUGCCUAUGGAAACAGAUAAACCAAAUGAGUCUUCAGGAAGUGUGUAUAUGCAACAGCCGUCAGUGUCAUUGGAGACACAUGAACAUAAGCAUGAAGACAGUGUUCUACACACAGACCUGACACCAGCUGAUAAAUUGCCACCAAAGAGCACAGAGGAGUCCACAAGGCAGAGUGUCAAGGAGGCGGAUGAUGCUGCGGAGGCCAUGGAGGUGUCUGUGGGGACAGGGAGCAGCAGUCCAGGCGAAGAAAUACCAUUGUCCGGGCUUCAAGUUCUCACUGAGACGGAAGACAAAGAUUCUCAAGUAGUCUCAGUUAUCAGCAAGGUUCCUGUAAACCAGCAAGAGCCAGAUUGCCUGGUAGUUUCACCACGGCCUGAUCACCAGGCUGCAAGAGAUGCCUCCUUACCCAGGGAAGAUAUAUCUGUCUUACCACUGACCAAAACCCCUUCUGAAGAAGGAGAAGAGCAGCUGAGUAUUGAUAAGAUGGGCCAAGAAGGUAAACCUGACACAGUGGAAGGGCUUUCUUUUAAUAAGUUGUGUGAGGAGGAGAAAGCUGAAGUGAAAUCAAGCAAACAGCCGUGCUCAGAUAUAAACAGAUCUGAGAACACUGAAUUAACAACACCUUCACUGGAAGAGAGAAUAGAGCCAUGUGAGUCUAAAACACCAGAUCAGGUGCUUUCUCCUCUGCCUGCUGUGGUAGCAGACACUGCAGAGAAAGAUUAUGUAAAAGAAGAGGCCAAAUGUACUUCGCUGGUUCAGGAAAUGAAUGUAGGAUUUCCGCCUAGUGCAGCCCCAGAUAGUUUAGAGAACGUUGACCUAAAAAUACAGCCUGAAUGCCCUCCUUCUACCGCAGAGGAAAGUGCAGAUGUCCACACUCUCAAUGCAAUACCGAGUUCAAGCUCAGGUUUUACAAGCGGUGAAGAGAAAAGUGACUUGAAAGAUUUAGUGAAUUCUGUUUUGGAGGAAGGCGUAGAAGUUAAAUUGUGUAACGAUCUAAACACACAAGAGCAGGCAACUUUAGAAGGUGAGAACACAGAAACAAGCAAUGAGUGUUUACAGUUUGAUGUGGAGACAGAGAAGAGAGUAGAGGAGUCGGAUGAAUCAAAGAUAGUUUCAGUAACACAAAACGAGGGAAGCAGUGCUAAUGUUUUGGAGGAACAUAAUGAAAUUGCACAGCCUGACGGUGGUGAGACACAGCUGGGUUGGCCCUCAGAGAAUAUUCCACAAAUCCAAAUAUCUGCUAUUGAAGACACACCAGGUAUUAAACCAACUGUGCCGGAUGUAAACCAAAAUGAACAUUUUGUAAUCCCAAAAAUUGAAAUAAUGGAGCCUGAGCUCAAAGAGUGCACUCAGCCACUAACUGUUGUUGCACUCAAAGAACCAGAAUCAGAGCCUGCUCUUUUACAAAAACAUGAUGCAACUCAUGUGUCAGAGAUAAUUGUCCAAGACCAGAGCAUGACUGAUUCUCCACACUCAUUGCCCACAGAGAAAGGUAUGCAAAAUGAUUAUAACCUCUCCCUGGCACAGAAAGUAAAGGAAGUUGCACAAUUAGAUGACGAGACAGAAAUGCUUGAGCAGGAGCAGCCACGCGUGAAGAGCAGUGAACAGCUCCCUCAGAUGGACUAUGCAUCAAUUCCUCUUAUAAAUGUUUCAUGUACUGAUGACAAGGAGAAUGAUGCAUUUGUAAAUGCCCAUGUUUCACAUACACUGCAGCCUUUUGAAACUCCAACGGUGCCUUUGUUUGUGGUGCCACCAAUCUCUGUAACUUGUCAUGAAAGUGAUCCUGGAGUAAGACUGCCCACACACAGUGAGUGGACGGAGACAGAAACUUCAGCUACCACUCAAAGGGGAACAAAGCAUGAUGUUGAUAUUACUAUGACAGCGAAACCUGAAAAAGCAGAGAGUAGAAAACAGAACCUUGAAGAAGUGUCAGACAAGAGUGUAAAAGAGAACACUCCCUCUUUGGUAUCGGAAGCUCCACUGCCAAAGGUUGGUGACAAUGUGGUGUCAAUCAAUAAAACAGCGGAAGACAACAUUGUUCCUGAAAAGAAAAAUAAGACAAAACCUCUUAAAGAGGCCAAGAUAGAGAAUUCUGUGUCUGUUGAGGACCCCCAGAAAAACAGAUGCACUGUUGAGCGACUCAGCUGUAAACCCCCGGCACAUCCAUCACUGAGUCCAGCCAGUCUUCGCAAAUUCAUGCCCAAGGCUGCUCCAGACUCAGACAGUGAGGCUGUGACGGCUGUCCCUGUGAUCACUGUGGGUGAUCGUCAGAGUGACAAGGCAGAUGAAGAUCUCAGCGGAGGCUCAACACCAACAUCAUCCCUCUCCUGUGAAAGCAGUCCCCGGCUGAAACGCAGAGACAGCCUGUCGCUCAUACGCUCCGCCACACCUGAGGAGCUGGCCUCCGGAGCUCGCCGUAAAAUCUUCAUCCCAAAAGCUAAAGACGAUGGAGAGGGAGCAGUGCUUGGUGUGCUCGACACUCAAGGCAAGAAGGAGACUCCCUACAUGUCCCCAGGCCAGGCUCGCAGAGCAGCAUUACUACAAGCUUCCACGGGACAAAACACCCCACCAAUGGAGAGGCGCUCUCCACUACUGAGCCGCAGAAAGGCCACCUUGGAGGUGCCAAAAGUGGUGGAGGAGACACCAAAAGAAGAGCCAGUCACCAAGAGAGAGGAGAAACCAGCUGAAAAGAAGCUAGAUCCUUUGAAAGCUCCACAGGUCAUCCGUAAGAUCAGGGGAGAGCCGUUCCCAGAUGCCUCGGGACACCUGAAGCUGUGGUGCCAGUUCUUCAAUGUGCUCAGUGACUCCACCAUUAAAUGGUACAGAGACGAGGAGGAAAUACUAGAGGUGAAGAGAAGCGGAGGUGAUGAAAGCCAAGUGGCCUUGGCUAUUGUGCUGGCAUCCAGCCAAGACUGUGGGGUAUAUGGCUGUACGAUCAAGAAUGAAUACGGGAGCGAUACCACUGACUUCCUGCUCAGUGUAGACAUUCUGUCUGAGAUACUACUAAGAGAUGAUUUGGAAGUCGGAGAGGAGAUCGAGAUGACCCCAAUGCUGUUCAACAAAGGCCUGGCUGACUGUGGAAACUGGGGUGAAAAGUUCUUUGGCCGCAUCAUGACUGAGACAGUGAACAUCGGGGAGGGCUGCGCUCACAAAGCCAGCAAAGUGAAGGUUAUUUAUGGCUUGGAUCCUGUCUUUGAUUCUGGAAGCAACUGCAUCAUCAAAGUUCAAAACCCCAUCGCCUACGGGACCAAACAAGAGAGCAACCUUACAGAAAGGAAUCUAGAGAUUUCUAAGCAAGAAUGCAAAGUCCAAAACAUGAUUCGAGAAUACUGUAAAAUCUUUGCAGCUGAAGCAAGAGUUAUUGAGAACUUUGGCCAUUCUCUAGAAGUGAUUCCUCAGUAUCUGAUGUACCGGCCUGCGAACUCUGUGCCAUAUGCUACAGUGGAGGCUGAUCUCGCAGGUGUCUUCCUCAAGUAUUGUAUGAUGGAUCCUAAAGGCAGGCUGAUUACACGAACCAUUUCUGAGGUGGAGCAGAAAUGCAGCGCCUUCCAGCACUGGAUCCAUCAGUGGACGCAUGGCAAUUUACUCGUCACCCGGCUGGAGGGUGUUGAAGCGAAGCUUACUAAUGUUAGAGCUGUGACCAAGUCAAAAGGAUACCAAGGAUUAACUGAGUAUGGCUCUCCUGAAGUAUUCGAACAGUUCCUGACACAGCAUCAGUGCAACUACUACUGUGGACUUCUUGGCCUGCGCCCCCUGAAGUCUAUGGAUAGUCUGCUGCAGCCUACCAAGAUAAAGGGCUCCAGGAGCCCCCUUCUCAACCGCAAGUUGGGCUCUAACAGCCCACAGCUGCAGCGGAAAGGACAGAGCCCUCAAUUGUCUAGAAAGGCAAAUUCUAGCCCAAGGGUGACAAGAAAAGUUCAGGAGCCAGAGAACAAUAAAUCAGACACCAAACCCAAGCCUGCAGAAACUGUCAAUGCUCUUGAAAUGCCGUAGGAAGAAGGCCUUCCUGUUUUAGUGCUUUUAAUGAUUAAUUAUUACCUGUUUCUUUCCAGUUACCAAAGCCAGCAAGGACAUGAGGAAUAAGAGUAAUGAGAAAAAGACUAGUUUUUUGACCUGACUUGUCAAAAAGAAAAAAUAAUACUGUGAAUUUCUCAGUCGCCAUCACACCUAUCUUACAUCCAUUUCCCGGUUAGUCAGUUAAUAUAGUUAACUAGGUUUAUGGUGUGUUUAUGUUUGGAGUUGGCUCAAGGUUUUUGACCUUAUACAGCAAAUUCAGUGUUUUUUACUGUUAGAGAAUGAAAAACAACACUGGGCCACAUUAGAGUUGACACUAUUAACUUCACCUCAGAGUCUUACCAGCUCUAUGAAUGGAUGUCAACAUUUUAAGGACUGUUGAGUAUGAAAUGCGACCACAGCCACAGAGGUGAUUGAGGUAAUGUAUCCUUAUUAAACACACAUGUUCAUCUAUGAUGUACAGUAUGUGUGUAGGGUAUAAGUUUAUUUUGGAGAUGUUAUUUGUGGUUAACAUUAGAAAUGCAUAUGCGACAUUACUUUUCACAGCAAAGUCGAGCUGAUGCUGUGGAAUGACAGCACCAAGAUGUUUGUGUGCACUUUGUUUUUGGCAUUACUUUUUAGUAGUUAUUGAGUACUUGUAUCUUUUUAUUAUAGAGGUCGUCUGUGUCUUUAAUCAAUCCUCUGUCAGUAUUUCAGAAAAUAUGCCGGUGAAUGCCUCUGUCAAAGCUGUAGGCAAUAAGGGGCUUACCAGUGAACUCUUUAACUAUGGCAUGCUUAUGCUCAUUGACAUGCGAACACAUAAGCCAGCACAGAGGUCUGCUGAAUGAGGUCCACACAGUUAUUUGGACCUGUACUACGGACUGUGGGAUAAAAGCACACUGAACAAAAUAAACAAAAGAGCAGAGGACUUAGGACUUUUAGAUGCCUAUUGAUCACUUAGUAAGGCUCCCUGUGUGAAAUCUGUGAAGUUUUACAGCAACUGAAAAUCACUGAACAAUACAGCUGUAAGUUUUGCUAGGGUACAGUUGGUCAACAUAAACCAGACCACAAACACUUUCAUGGACUUUGGGAUUAGAAUAAGAAUAAAAACUAUUCCGUUAUCAUGUGGGUUUUUCCACAGGUAUUCAUGGUUCAAUUCCAACAGAAACCAGUUCCCUUUUACAAAAAGAGACAUCACCUCUUCCCUUUGACAAGAAAUCUUCAGGAAUUUCUACAUAAGUGAAAGUCCUCAAAGAAGUCUGAAUAGCCACUGUUAAACUGCUGCUGUUACUUAAUUGCAUGAAGCCUUAUUAAUGAAAGAAAACAUAAUUUCUAGGAGAAAUAUUUGAAAUGGAGUUGAAAUAUUUGAAAUAGCAAAAUAAGUGUGGUGUCAUGCAAACAAAGCGUUGCAUAGUGUUUAUGUGUACAUAAAGUCAAAGGACUAAAUAUCUGAACUAGUGUGAAGAAAAAUAGUAAAUGUGUGAGGGAGCGUGUGAAUGAGUGAGUGAAUGAAUAAAUGUGUGUUUACAAUGAAUGCUGUCUUUGGUAUGUUACACCAUGUCAGCUCAAGUUUUUUUUUAAAUAAAUGUUUAAAACAUU